AUGACAGGCCGUCAAAAUGAAUACUUUAUCCCGGGUGAUGGAAUCAGCCGAGAGGUGAUUCAAGCAGAUAUUUGUCGCUACCUUGGAAAUGAUGCCCUUGUGCGACCUGGUAGUCAUGGUGGCCGCCAGGGAUUCUUCAUCCGUGCCUAUCGGAAUUUGACAUCAGAAAUGAUUGCUGAUAUCAAGGCUGACUCCGCUCGCUGGGAGGCGGAUGUCUCUCGCCGGGCUGAUCUAGGCUAUCCGAGAGGUAGUUAUAUUCAAGACAUGAAUAUGUCACAUGCCCCUAACACUGGACCAGCGAACUAUGCCAGUUCGACCGUACAUGAGGUUCGUCAACAACAGCAACAGCAACAACAACAACAGGGGCCUUCCCCUACCACAUUUAGUGCAGCCCCUGCUCAAACCUACAUGGACCCGUAUUCCCAAGGCUCUUAUGCUGGAUCCCAAAAUGCUCCCUACAACCAACCUCCUUCAUCUUACAGCUCCACACAUUCGCCCUACAGCUCAGGACAAGCUCCCUACCCCCCGCCUCAGGUCUCCUAUUCUGGCCCCUCCCAGCCUGUCGUGACAGCUGCUGACAUGCACCCUUCCUCAUACACCUAUUCACCUGGCUAUGGAUACGAGGGUGGCCGAAAUGCCCCCAGGUACCCAGGACCCGGUUAUGAUGACCAACCGGAUUACUCUCCCCAAACCACCGGGAUGGCAUAUCCUACCACUACUGCCCCAGAUCCCCGGAUAGGAAUGGAGCCGAGGUACACCCCGGAAUACGAGCGCAGUAGGCCGCAACCCACAAGAGAACGGGAUCCGCACCGCCGGCGAUAA
Messenger RNA from Penicillium angulare, 822 nucleotides. RefSeq names its product putative transcription factor RfeG. The transcript has 3 exons. NCBI's taxonomy places the organism in Eukaryota, Fungi, Ascomycota, Eurotiomycetes, Eurotiales, Aspergillaceae. The coding region runs from base 1 to 822 and encodes 273 amino acids. The record is from RefSeq and is a predicted model, not a curated record.